GUGUGUAUCUCUGUGUGUGUGUGUGUGUGUGUGUGUGGUCAAACAGUGUUUGACUGGAUGUGGAGGCAGAAUGGAGAGGACAGUUCUUUCUUUUUUGGCUGUGUGACGGGAGGAGAUAAUCUGCGAGUUUCAUUUAAUCUGCUGUAAUCCUCACACAGAUGGAACGAAACAGACGGAUGCAGGAAUUGGAGGAAAAUGGGAAAAUACUGCUCAGUCGUGUUUUGGCUUUUUUAGAUUUUUUGGCUUGAGCCACUAAGCAUGUUCACACCUGCCACUGAUCAUUUAUAUACUUUUGGUCCUUGGACACCAGAAUGUUAGAGAUGAGAGUCCUUCUGUUUCAGCCUCCCUUAAUGGUGCGUUCCAGUUGUACUUGGAACUGGGAAAUUCUGAGUUCCCAGUCUGAAAAUCAAGUAAUACACCCCUUUCCUACUGGGAAACGAGGAGCAACUCCAACUACCCCCAAGUUACGACUUGUAAAGCGAACUUUGCGUUUCAAUAUGUCCGAUCCUCCAGUCAACAGCAGAGACGUGGCUCGCCCGCCAUGUUGAAACCUCUGGUGUGACGUUGAGGCAUUCGUCCCAGCCAAAAUAUAAAAUGUUUCUUUCAGCCUUCUGUUAAAGAAUUAACAACAAAAAAUAUAUAUGAAGCUCUGAGUUAAUUCCAACAAUAAUUUAUUACUUUUUUUUGUGUGUGUGUGUAAGUUUUGGAUUCUUCCCAGCAUGGUAGGCGGGUCUGCGCUUUACUUCCUGUCUGUGGACAAAUGGCACCGGGUCGCCGCCUUGCUCUAUGGGAGCGGUCUCACUGGCCUCUUCCUCACCUCGACGCUCUUCCACACGGCUGCCUGGAAGAUCAGCCAUCUCCGGAAGGUGGAGGAACGUUUCCACAUGUGUGACCGGAUGGCCAUCUACUUCUUCAUCGCUGCCUCCUAUUCUCCCUGGUUGAUGCUGAGGGAGCUGGGACCCUGGACGUACCACAUGCGCUGGCUGAUCUGGGUCAUGGCUUGCGUUGGGUCCACGUACGUCUUUUUUUUCCACGAGAGGUACAAACUGGGAGAGUUGCUGGGAUAUGUGACAAUGGGGGCUGUUCCUGCGCUGGUCAUUCUGUCCAUGGUGGACCGCGCAGGUGUGUGUGAGCUGGCUCUGGGAGGCGUCUUCUAUGCGGUGGGCGUGGCCUUCUUCAAGAGCGACGGGCUCGUCCCGUUCGCCCACGCCAUAUGGCAUCUUUUCGUUGCGGUCGGAGCGGGCGUUCACUACUACGCCAUCUGGAGGUACCUGUACGCGGCGGGACCACAGCCGCAGACGUCCAGGUGACGGACAGCUUUUCAGCCGAUCUCAUUGGAGAAUAGAUACUGAAAGCUGCUGAAUCGAAACCCGAAGGCGGGUACUGAUGGUUGCACUUAAAUGGACUGAAGGGUUUCAUCUUGGACUGGUGCUGAUGAUUAAACUCCCAAUUUUAGGGACGAAACACCUGGUCAAAGCCAGUACAGUAUGAUAAAUGGGAGCUUUUUCUGAUAUAUUAUUGUGAUUCUGCUGUUAAAGAGCAUCAUUUGUAUUACGUUUUCAUUUGUUUCUCCAGCGUAAGGACUGGUAAACCGCAUCCAUGUGUGUGCCUAAAUAGAGAACUGUGCAAACGUUUUAAGCACUUUAUGUGUUUUUGAUUCUGAAGCUUACAUUUUUUUAAGCAAUAACUCAUAUCAUUGCUAAAAUAUUUUCUGUUGUUGCUAAACAUGGGGUUAGCAUUAAAAUAUCUUCAGUAGAGUAAUUUAAAGUGUAAAGUGUUGAAAUCGUUCACAUUUUUGUCAUGUUACAGCCACAGACGUCGAGUGUUGUGGUGGUUUUAUGCGACAGAAACCCAACAAAAAAAGGGUCCAUAAUCACGACGUGGGAGAAGAAUAAUACUGACUUAUUUUCGUUGACACUUACACUCAAGAGCUGCAACAAAAGUUUAAAUCGAGUCAUGUUCGUGAGAUUGAACGGCUCAAUUAAAGUCCAGACGUAGGUGAGGUUCUUUUUGGAAAGAUGAAAUUUUAGUCUCAAGAUGUGCUCAUUCCCCCUCUAGAGGUUUUCAGUUACAUUUGCAGUGAAAGGUUUUUUUUUUGCAAAAUACAAUACGCACCACACUUUUCAGACUUUCAUUGAUAAAGAAAUGAGAACCAUAAUUUUUUUUUUCCACUUCACAGACAUAUCGUGUAAAAACCCCAUUAAACCACAUCAACGUUUAUGAUUGCAACAUGAGAAAAUGUCAGGUUUAAGGGGUAGAUGGACUAUUGUUGGACAGGAUUAAGAAAAAAAGUAUUGUUAUAAAAGGACAUAAUGGCUGCAGUUUAAGAUAGCAAAUUAUCUCUAAAGCUAAAUGAAGGUCACCGUUGAUUGGUUGUCAGCAGAAUGUCUUUUUAUGCUUUGCUAACAUAGGAGCUACUUUAUGUUAGCAUGAAGCAAUAAUUUCCAACAUGGUGGUUUUAAAGUGGUCCAGAUUCAGAGUUGCGAAGAAUUUCUAGAGGACUUGAAAAUAGUCUUUUGGGGGUAUUUUGGCUGUUUUCAAGUUCAAGUACCAGAUCUUGACAUCCAGUCAAAAGAAGAAGAAUCAGUAUCAGAGACAGGUGCCUUAUAAGAUGCAUUAUUUUCUCUUUGGAAACCACAACAUCUGAGCUAAAAUAGUAUUUUCCUUUUGUUAAAAACGUGAAUCUGGUUUUUGCUUUUUGUUCGAUUCAACUGAACACGUUGAACAAUUUGCCUCUUUGCAACAGGCUGCUGGUAACAAAGUGCCUAAAGAACCAGUUCAAAGUGAGUUCUUUGCUCAGUUGGGUUGUGUAGGUUUACACUCACCACUGAUUCAACAACUAGCAGCGACAGUUACUGAAUGAUUUAUAGGCUGGACUUAACUGACGUAAUGAACAACAUGAAAUCGAUCAGCCGUUGGGAGUGAAAAUGAAAAGAAAUCUGUGGCAUCUCAAGAUUUUUCUCACGGUAACUGUAACCGUUUGCUCGUUUUGGGGUUCCACUUUCAAUUACUGACCUUAUCUCAAGGUGAAGGUUUUAGGGAGGCGUUCUUUUAAGGAUAUGCUCUGCGUUUGGCUGAGAAUGUCUGGUUAAAAGUCCACUCAUCG
This is a messenger RNA of Gambusia affinis (western mosquitofish), 3106 nucleotides long. RefSeq names its product monocyte to macrophage differentiation-associated 2a (gene mmd2a). The coding region runs from base 720 to 1310 and encodes 196 amino acids. Gene Ontology annotation, molecular function: pore-forming activity. The transcript is spliced from 6 exons. The record is from RefSeq and is a predicted model, not a curated record. Gene Ontology annotation, cellular component: membrane. Lineage: Eukaryota; Metazoa; Chordata; Actinopteri; Cyprinodontiformes; Poeciliidae.